CAUCUCUUCUGCCUCAUACUUCCUCUUCCAGUGGAGGCAUCAAUCCCCUUCACCCAUGGCUUGCACUUGGCCACAUGUCCAACUCAAUGUUAAGGAGGACCAUUUGCUCCUAAGUGGCCAUAACUCUCAUCCUUGUCCUUUCUAGGUCAACCCCAGAAGCCAACAGAGGAUGUGGCCAGGUUCUACCACAGCUUCAUCAAGAGCAACUUGAUGCCAGGUGGCAGCAACCCAGAGGUCCUGCGCUGCUACACCAACGACUUCCUCAGGAUGGCUUUUCCUGGGCAGGACCUGGCUGUCUACGAGAUCCUCUCCAAAGUCUUCUUGGCGAAUGCUGGCCAACUCUGCUCCUCCCUGGGCAAGGGGGAGAUGGACUUCUCUCCAAUCUGGCUUCACAUGGAGCACUUCUAUCUCCAAGAUGACUACCAGCUCUUCGUUGACAUAGCCAAGAGCAAUGACACUGUUGUGAGUGAGCUGCAGGCCAUGUAUGAAAAGGACCCACCAGAAAUGUUUGUGACUCUUGAUGCCUUGAACAUUCUCCUGAGGAAGCUGCAGCCCACUGAAGAUGGACUUUUGCCCUUUAAUGCUUGUGUAGCCUGGCUCAAAAGUGUCAAGUCCAUCAAGCCCUGGGUGGAAUGGGUCAGUCUGGACAACCACCAGCUUCACUUGCACCAGAAGCAGCAGCAGCUCCUGGAGUCUGUGUUGCAUGAUUGGACCUGCACCAACAUUGUCUACAUGUUGAUUGACCAUCUGCUGCACAACGAGACGCAGAUAGAGGAGAAGCUCCUGAAGCUCGUGGUGAAGCAGUUCAUUUUCCUCUGGAAUCUGCUCCACAAAAUGCCAAGAUUUGAGCCGGAGAAGACUUUUGAUUUGGUGACCAAAGUGCUGAAGCAAUGCAACAAGAACGCUGAUGUUGUCUACCUGGUGAAGGGGGUGAAGGACUGCAAGAGCUGCCUGCGGGAGAUCACGGAGCCGGCAGAGCUGCCCUGCGGCCACAUCUUCUGCACCCCCUGCAUCCUGGAGUGGCCCAACCGGCAGUGCAAGAUCUGCAAGGAGCACUUCCCAGUGGACUACACACCCACAGCUUCCGAGGCCACGAGGGAAGCCGUUGCCUGUCACAACAAGUUCCGGAGGAAGUGCAAUUCCUUCUUCCUGGAGUUCCUCACUGUCUACUUCUUGGGAGACCAAGCAGCUCCAUCAGCCCAGAUCAUCCAACGCUUGAUCCAGUUUGUGGCUUGCAAACCCAGCCCUGAGCAGCAAGCAGGGAAAAGAGUCUACAAGCCCAAGAGCGAGCUGUCACCCUUCGAGGAGUGCAUGGACACCAGUCCCACCAUCCAGUCCUCCCUCCUGAAGCUGCUGCUGAGAUGCAGGUUCAACAGCGUCAAGGUUCACUUGGAAGAGUACCUGUCCCAGAUGGAGGAGAAGAUGCCCAACCAAAGUAGCAGAGACCAUUUCUACUUCAUGGUGAUCCACUGCCUGGAGGAUUUUAUGCAUCCUUCUGAUGAAGAAGGUGUCAGAGAGCUUGCCCAGAGCUGCCUCUCCACCAUGGACCUCUCCACCUUCUGCCAAGCCGAGGUCUCCAGGAUUAACACUCUCCAGUCCAUCGCCCAACUGCGCCUCUCCAUCAGCCACGUGGCCACCACACUGGGCAGGCAGCUGCUCUCCGAUCCCAGCUCACCCUCUGCCCAGGAGAAGCAGAAGGACCAAGACGUAGUGGAUGCCAUGAAGAAGCUGGUUGCUAAGGCUCCAACUCUGUGGCCUCAGGUGUUUCUCAUCAGAAACCUCUGUGACAUCUAUGGACUGACCUCCAUGUGGAAGAUCCUUCAGGUGGAGAAGUGGAUUUUACCCCAAGGGGUGGACAUUUCCCAGGACAGAAGUGCCUGGUCGAACACCAUGCUGAUGUUCUCAGCGCUGGACAGAGUGCAAAACCUGCUGAAGAACAAAGAGUCCUCAGAAAACCAGAGCUUGGCAGCUGUCAUGAGACAAAUGGAGAACAUCCUCCAGCUGCCACCAGUCCCAGAGGAGCUGCUGGAAGACAAACUGAAGAAGAUCAUGGAUGCACUGGGUGACAAAGACGACCCAGGCCUGCUGGAGGUGGUCUUCCACACUGCACUCACCCUGGCCUUGUCCUCCAGCCCCAUCACUCACCUCCUGAAGAACAUCUGCUUCAAGCCUGACGUGGUGAAGGGGUCAUACCUCCCCACCAUGCCUGGAGACCUUCUCUUUGAUGAGAAGAACUGGAAAAUUGGUGCUACAGACAAGAUCUGGACUUGUCAGUGCGGCACCUUCUGGGUUGUCACCAAGUGUGGGCGUCCCACAGAAGUGAAGCGAUGCAAGUGUGGAGCUGCUGUUGGGGGAAUCAGGCACAAUCCUACAGAUGGCUUUGAGGAGAAGAAGAUCACUGGAGAUCAAACAGAGAAGGGCUACAUCCUGGCAAGCCCCACCAUGAGGAGAAAUGAGCUGGAGAGGUCCCUGUCACCUGCCUGUGUCGGUCUCACACGAGCUCUGCUCCACUCCACCCUUCUGCUGGGGACCUCCACUGACAGACAGGCAGUUUUAGACCUGAUGAAGGAGAAACCAGAGAAUGUGGAAGCCUUCUUCUGGGGCCACCUUCAGAAGGACAUGGAGUGCCUGGCAGAAGCUCUCAGCAGGAACACAGAGGAUGCUGUGUUGAUUGUCCACCUCUUUCUGCAGCAGCUCAGCAAGCACAAGCCAGCAGAGAGCAGUGUAGCCCUGAGCAUCCUGCCUGAAAAAAGGGACCGAGAAGAAUGGGAGAUGUCCUUCAAAGCCCUGGCUCAGCCCUUCUUCCAGGAACUGGAGCAGAUCUUGAAUUCUGUCAAGGAGCAGAGGAUAAGUGAAGGUCCCCAUGGCUCCGGCCUUCUCCUGAAAAUAGCUUAUGGCCAGACACCACCUUUCCAAGACCUCCCAACUGAGGGGUUGAUCAACCAGGCCUGCAUGUGGAGGUUUGAACAGAAGAUGACCAUCCAGACCCUGAUGCAUUUCCUGCUGCAGGAAGAUGGAGGAGGCACUGGAAAUCCUUACCCCAUCCUGCUGGAGCUCCUCUCCAAGCUUGAGAACAUCCAACAUGUCCAACAUCUGCCUGACGUCUUGCGCCUGCAGAACACCCUGAUCCACUUCUUCCAGAGCAGCCACAUAGGAGAAGACUACACAGUCCAGCAGUUCCUGCACCAGCCUGAACUUUCAGAGGACCAACGCUGGGCAUUCAGCAGAGCCAUAGAGACCAUCCGGAAAGUUUGGAGCAACAUCAAGAUGAACCCACCCAGCUCAGGCAUCACUGUCAAGCCAGACCUCUCACCAAAUGAGAUCAACACCAGCACCACCACCAUCCUGAACCUCCUCCCCACCCAAUUCUCCAUCAGCCACUUGGUGACCACAUUCCUCAUUCAGCUGCAGAACAGCUGUGUGGACACGGCUGCGCGGGUCACCAGGGAGAGGCAACGGUCCAUCUCAGCAGAAGAAGUGAAGCCCUCCUCUGUGUUGGCCAUCACCAAGAGUGACCUGUUGACCAUGGCCCUGGCCAACCUGCAGUAUGAGAUAGAGGAGGAUGGCACCAAGACGACCUACUUCGACUUCCAGCUGCUGCAGCGCCAAGUGGUUCAACGCUUCAUCAGCGGGAAGCCCAUCAUCAAGAGCCAGACAGCUCCAUCCAUUGCCCUCAACAAUGUGAGUACCCUUCAGGACACCAAGAUGAAAGUCAAGGACCAGCUGCCCCAGGAGCCGCUCAGCAUCAACCAGCAGAAGCGCAUCAUGGAAGAAGCUCGCUCGGUCAAUGCCCUCUCCAAGGCCUUGGCCACCUUGAAGAUGGCUGCUGAGUUCCUGGCUGUGACAGGUGGUGACCCAGAGCAGCCUCUGCCCAACUAUGUCCGUCAGGAGCUGAGGAUGGACACCAAUGCCAAGCAGUUCCAGGACCUGCCGGUGGUACCCAACACCCAGCUGAAGCACAUCUUGUCUCUGUGGAAGGUCCUGGCAGCUCGCAGGUCCAUGCUGUUGGUGCAGAUGAACCAGGAUCCCUUCUACCUGGUCCCUGAGGAGUUCCAAGGUCAGCUGGAUGUGAAAGAAGUGAAGGACUUGGCCUUGGCUUUGUCCAACACCAACCUCGACCUCUUCCUCAUUGAGCUGCAUGAGAUGAUCAUGGUGGCACUGUCCAACCUGCAGCCUGAACAUGAGUAAGUCCAGGUCAUGUCCUG
Messenger RNA from Dryobates pubescens (Downy woodpecker), 4205 nucleotides. RefSeq names its product E3 ubiquitin-protein ligase RNF213-like. The record is from RefSeq and is a predicted model, not a curated record. Lineage: Eukaryota; Metazoa; Chordata; Aves; Piciformes; Picidae. The transcript has 28 exons. Bases 211 to 4188 code for a protein of 1325 amino acids. Gene Ontology annotation, molecular function: ATP hydrolysis activity; ubiquitin-protein transferase activity; metal ion binding.